Messenger RNA from Heterostelium album PN500, 372 nucleotides. RefSeq lists its product as uncharacterized. NCBI's taxonomy places the organism in Eukaryota, Evosea, Eumycetozoa, Acytosteliales, Acytosteliaceae. The record is from RefSeq and is a predicted model, not a curated record. Bases 1 to 372 code for a protein of 123 amino acids. The transcript has 5 exons.
AUGUUAAUGAAAGAAGAAAAACAACUCAUUCAUAAUAAUAGUAAUACAAUAUUCAAUAUUCAACAACAAAACAAUGAAAUCAUUGAAUAUUUAAAUAAUAACAAUGAAAUCAACAAGAAUAAGAGACAUAAGAAUAGUGAUAUCAUUCCAUUUGCUUUGUUUAACGAUUCAUUUGAACCAGAAUUGAACAGAUUCACGUUGCAGUCAUCAUUCAAAGAUUUAUCUUUUACAAAAGAUAAAAGCUUUGUCUAUGACGGAGAGGUUAACAAAUGGAAAGAAUCACAUCUCAAGACAUCGAAUUUCCAACUUAUAACAGAUAAAAAAACUAUUCUAUUUAACAUAAACAAUGUCUACAGUAAAAGUAACAUAUAG